Otolemur garnettii (small-eared galago) is the source of this 936-nucleotide messenger RNA. Its product is annotated as olfactory receptor 9Q1. Gene Ontology annotation, biological process: sensory perception of smell; G protein-coupled receptor signaling pathway. The transcript has a single exon. The record is from RefSeq and is a predicted model, not a curated record. Gene Ontology annotation, molecular function: olfactory receptor activity; G protein-coupled receptor activity; odorant binding. Gene Ontology annotation, cellular component: membrane. The coding region runs from base 1 to 936 and encodes 311 amino acids. Lineage: Eukaryota; Metazoa; Chordata; Mammalia; Primates; Galagidae.
AUGGCACAGACCAACCUCACCUUGGUGACCGAGUUCCUCCUCAUCCCGUUCUCUGACUGUCCCGAAUGGGCCCUCCCUCUCUUCCUGCUCUUUUUAUGCAUCUAUCUCAUCACCUUGCUGGGAAACCUGGGGAUGAUCACCCUGAUCUGCACGGAUCGCCGGCUCCACAGCCCCAUGUACUUCCUCCUGAGCCACCUGUCUCUCAUGGAUAUCUGCUACUCGUCUGUCACCGUCCCUCAGAUGCUGGCCGUGCUGCGGGAGCACCGGGCAGCUCUGUCCUACACGCGCUGUGUGGCUCAGUUCUUCCUGUUCACCUAUUUUGGUUCCAUCGACUGCUAUAUCCUGGCGCUCAUGGCCUACGACCGCUACGUGGCGGUGUGCCAGCCCCUGCUUUACGUCAGCGUCGUCACGCCCAAGGCCUGCCUGGGCCUGGUGGCCGGGGCUUACGCUGCGGGUCUCUGCAGCGCCCUGGUGCGGACAGUCUCCGCUUUCACGCUGUCCUUCUGCGGAAGCGGGGAGAUCGACUUUAUUUUCUGUGACCUCCCUCCUCUUUUGAAGCUGACCUGCGGGGACAGCUACACCCAGGAAGUGGUGAUUAUUGUGUUCGCCGUUUUUGUCAUCCCCGCCUGCAUGGUGGUGAUCCUGGUGUCCUACGCGUUCAUCAUCGUGGCCAUUCUGCGCAUCCACUCGGCUGGAGGCCGGGCCAAGACCUUCUCCACCUGCGCCUCCCACCUCACGGCUGUGUCUCUCUUCUUCGGCACCCUCAUCUUCAUGUACCUGCGGGAUAACGCGGGCAGGUCCUCGGUGGAGGACCGGGUGGCCUCCGUGUUCUACACGACAGUGAUCCCCAUGCUGAACCCCCUCAUCUACAGCCUGAGGAACCAGGAAGUGAAGGAGGCCCUGAGAAAAAUUCUCAAUAGAGCCAGGUUGUCCUAA